This is a messenger RNA of Notothenia coriiceps (black rockcod), 5319 nucleotides long. It is a transcript of the gene dnajc14, whose product is annotated as DnaJ (Hsp40) homolog, subfamily C, member 14. Gene Ontology annotation, molecular function: dopamine receptor binding. NCBI's taxonomy places the organism in Eukaryota, Metazoa, Chordata, Actinopteri, Perciformes, Nototheniidae. The record is from RefSeq and is a predicted model, not a curated record. Bases 304 to 2307 code for a protein of 667 amino acids. The transcript is spliced from 7 exons.
AGAAGAAGAAGAAGAAGAAGUGGCUAAAAAAACAACACGGGCACUUGGCUGUCUGAUAACAAACAAGGUUACACACUUAACUGAGAGAUAACCACCUGAUGCAUGAUGUGAGAUGUGAUAAAGCCUUAUUGACACCUGGAAGAGGCGGCUGAUAUGGUGGACCUGAGACUAUCCCUCAGGAGCCCCCAGACUCACUUUUUUACGAGGGCCUGGGGAAAAUGUUGCCACAGAUUAUGGAUCUAGGAUAUAAUCUUCCAUAAGAUUCCAAUUCCCCAACACUUCAAACAAACAGCUGUAAGGAAGAUGGAGAGAGAAGAAGCUGAGAAAGAUAUGGAUUGCGUUUCCGAUGCUGACGAGGAGUUCCCUGAUGGUGAUUCCACAUCAGUGACCGAGUGUGGUCAGUGGGAGGCCAGACGGACUGAUGACGAAUGCCAGCUGGAGGACCAAACAGCCUAUUCCACAUCUAAGGACACCCCAAAUCCAGCCACUCCAAAUGACCCUUGGAUUGGUGAAGCAGGGUACUAUGGAUCUCCAGAGGCCAAAGAGGAUACGGAGGAGGUUUCAGAUGGAUCUGAGCAUGAAGACACUGCAGAUCAAGAGAACUUGCAUGUUAUAAAUCAGGAAGAGGAUGAAGCUGCGAAGGAGCAGCACAUGAACGGGGAGUCUAGUUGGAGGAAUCUUGGUCCUGGUCGGAGAUUUAAAUUGAGGAGCAGUGGAUCAGUUUCAGAGCAGGGCAGUCAAAGUGCUUUUUCCUCUCUACCUAAAGGAAAUGUUACGUCCAGUGGAGGCCGGCACAAGCAGACCCGCAGACGUAACCACCACCACCAUCAGAGCCGAGGCCGCAGGCGGACAGGAAACCAGCUCCUCUUAGCUUUUAAGGAGAUGCUGUCGGAGUCUGUGAGCUUCUGGUGCAUCUCCUGCGUCCACAUGAUGAUUGAGAUUAUUGUCACAUUAACACACAACUGUGGAGUCUGUGUUGAGACUGGAGGAAUGAAACUUUACAGCCUAGGGCAGCAGGUCCUCGUAAAGAUCACAGAUAUAGCAGGGCUGAAGGCAGACGCUUCUCUGGUUUUGAAAUGGACUAAAUGCACAGGAACGGACCUCAUGGAUAAAACUGUUAGGUCAGUGAAGUGGGUAACGACUACUGCCUUAUAUUGUUUGAGACUUUUCUGUGCUUUGGUUAUUCUGGGUUACUAUUGGGCAAAAUGUGCAUUGGGUCGCCUUAGUGGAGAAAGGGGAAAGCGCUAUUGGACAACCUUUCAGGAGUCAAGGUUUUGGAAGAGGGUGGGGUCCCUGCUGGAAAGAGUCCGAAGCAAGUUCAGGAGGAAUGGCCGUGCACCCCUGUCCAGCCCUGACUCACCCAGCAGAGCGGGGAGGAGCGGGCCAGGACAGGAGCUGGAUAGACUGCUGGCGUUGGCUGAGGUACCAGAGGAGGAGCUCGAUCCCUUCACUGUGCUCGGGGUGGAGGUGCACGCCACCGAGGCUGAACUAAAGAAGGCCUACAGACAGCUUGCUGUACAGGUACAUCCAGACAAGAAUAAACACCCACGAGCUGGAGAGGCGUUCAAAGUACUCAGGGCUGCCUGGGAUAUUGUCAGUAAUCCAGAGACUCGACAAGAAUAUGAGUUGAAGCGAAUGGCAGCAACUGAGCUCUCAAAGUCCAUGAACGACUUCCUCACUAAACUGCAGGAUGACCUGAAGGAAGCCAUGAACACCAUGAUGUGUACUAAGUGUGAAGGCAAACACAAGCGGUUCGAGAUGGAUCGUGAACCUGCUGAGGCCCGGUUCUGUGCUGAAUGCAACCGUUGCCAUAGUGCAGAGGAAGGGGACCUGUGGGCCGAGUCCAGCAUGCUGGGCCUACGCAUCACAUACUUUGCCUUUAUGGAUGGCAAGGUGUAUGACAUUACAGAAUGGGCAGGUUGCCAAAGAAUAGGUAUUUCUCCUGACACGCACCGUGUGCCGUAUCACAUCUCUUUCGGUGCAAAGAACAACACCACCUCCACACGACAAAGGACGCCCUCAGAGAGCGCCACACCUCCCACCAACCCUGCAGAUUUACAGGACUUCUUCAACCGUAUCUUCAAGGGCGGACCUCCUAAUGACAUGGCUAGCAACGGGGGCUUCUUCCCCCCGGGCCCCCCUCCUCAUCACCCACCUGGGGCUGCAGCGCCCCCGUUCUCUCCUCCCCCGAGCCAGACAGGUUUCUUCAUGCCGGGGGCUCAGCGACCGGAGCCCAGCGAGACGUGGGCUGAGGGUGGCAAACCCCCCCGGAGGAGGAAGAAGGUCCGCAAACCCUUCCAGAGGUGAAGGCUGUUAACCUCUCAGUGAAACAACAUAGCAACACAGGGACUCGGUAAAUAAUGGCCAUGUGUGUCACGCCUGCCUGUUGGCAUGCCAAGAUCUGAACCAGAGAUAAUUCAUGGGUCAGAUCUGCCAGAGGAGAGAGACUGCAGAGUGUGAUCUGAAGUAUUGAAGGAGAGUGGAAGAGGUGACGCUGUGACGGUGCUUUACCUCUCAUCUCACCUUAUAUUUUCGUUGGUCUUUAAGGCAACUGUAGCCUUGGCAUUGAUAUCCGCAUCAGGAUGCUGUAAUAAAACAUUUUUCUUUCAUCAUUUCCUGCCAAAUCCUGCAAUGCAUGAUUUAUUCACCUGAAAUGUAACACUUCAGUUUUUUCACUUUUGUUGAUGUUUUUCAGAAGCUUAGUUGAAGACGUUGGUUCCCAGCGGAGUGAGUGACACUUGAACAGAGGGUUACAUUGAGUAAUGGAUCAUGUGAUUAAGGUGAUGAUAAUGAUGUGGGCAGCUUUACUGUCAGUGGUUACUCAUGUUUCACCUUGCCAACAUAUGAUUUUAAGAACGAUUACAAAAACAGUGAAACCCAACACAUCUGAACCAAAUUUACAAAAAGCGCAGGAAAUUUUCAAAUUUGGGCAGUUGCAACAUUUGUAUUGGUGAGCUGUAGUAAUAUCUGAGAGUAUGGUGUGUAUCUCUGGUAGUGUGCCGACAGACAAAUAAUUAAAUAUCAGUUAACGUAACUCAAUGAAAGGUCAAAGUAAAAAAAACAAAAAACUUGUGUUCUCUAGUCCAGUUUCAGUGGUGAGUGUUACACAUCUUUUCAAAUGUAUGACUAUUAAAGAUUAGGCCGUUUGUGCAGAAUUUGAAAUGCUAAAACCGGAUGGAAGUUACCAGAGAUACACAUCCUGCAUUUAUAAACUUCUUUUACCAAGGGCCCCUGAGCCAGAGAGGAGAGUGAAGAUCUCAAAUCUUGACCUGAAUAGGUAAAUUAAUAAAUCUGCUUUGAAAUACUGAUCCAAAUCUAAGUGUUCCCGCUGUUCAGUGCUUCAGCUCCAGGUUGAUGUUGUUAUUAUUGAACAAGUUAAGCAGGAAGGACUUCAGCUGUGUUACUGAACUCAAGCUGCUUUGAUUCAAAACUUUAAAAGUGACACCUUGACAUUUUGAAAUGCUGAUAUUAUUCCUCACCAGGGAUUUAUUUCUGUUUUAAAGACCACAUACUAACACUACUCUGCACUGCCCCCGCUUGAUUCACUGUAAAACCACGCAGAGUGAAAAGUCUGCCACAGUUUGAACGAUUUACAAAGUUUAACAGUCAUUUGAGUCUUAAAUGUAUUUCAUUUUGCACCAGAAAAUGUGCUAAUUUCAAAAACUGAAACAAGCCUGACCUGUAUAAAAACUCACAAUGCUGUCAAUUCCCUUUUUUUUCACUUCAGCAUUGUUCAUUUCAUUUCUUCUGUAAUGACUUUCACCCAGUCAACCCCACACAGAUAACUUGGUAAAACAAUAACAAUUCAAAUCAACAUUGUUAAACGUUUUGAGCUCGUUUAAAAAUAAUUUAAUUUGUUGAUUUUGUUUCAUCCUGCAGUGUCAUCUUAGCUUUCAGUUUAAGGAAUAAAUAAUGUGGCUCUUAGUUUUGCUGUCAUGCGUAUUAAACGGGUGUUUUCUUCUCGUUAACCCUUGCACCUAGAUGUGGUUAAUCUUUUAAAAUGUCAAGGUCACAAGUGCACAGAGAAUCUAAUUAAGCUGAUAUACUUUUGACAACUUGAAGGGUCAGAAAAUUAUAAUUUGUUGUACUUUUGGUUUAGUUUUUUGGUAUGGUUCUUGCAUAGAAAUAAUUUUCUUUUCAUCAUCGGUUAAUUUAAGAAAACAGAUGUUAUUGUUUACACCUGAUAUGUGAAGUUUGUGAGAGUAUAGAUAAAUGGCAAUUAUGUGUGAUAAGGCAUUUGAUAAAGGCUAUUUUUUAUAAUGACAGUUGAUGAAAAGUACAAUUUUCAAUGUUCUUUUGUUGUGUUAAUUUGCACAUCCGCCCCUGUAAUAACAUCAGCAGGGUUUUGAACAGUCAUCAGUGAUUUAGCCUAACAGCCUCCUCCAGCUGCAACUGAGUAGGAGGUGUAGCUCGCUAAGCUAACAGCUCAUUUGCAAAUAACAGUUAUUUUUGGGUAGAAUCUGAAUGUUAAAUGAGUGUCAAAUUAUUGAAAAAACAACAUUUAAGUUGCAUGACCAUCAAGCUCUGGCGUAGCACAAGUGUCAGAAUUAUAUUCUGGCAAUAGAUUGCAUAAUGGUGGUUUGAAUCUUUGUUGCAAAUGUUGCUAGAGCUCAUCGAAGCAGGUCAUUAAGUUUGCCAUGUUUCUUUUCAUGUGUCAAAUAGUUUUCUCUUUACUCAUUGGAUCAGUUUCCCAGACAUGGAUUGAGUCAUUAUACUAAAAUGGCCCCUUUUUAAAAAUAAAAAAUAAUAAUUUCUGGGGGGAAAGCGUUAUUGCAUAAAAGAAAAGUUAUAGGUUAUGUUAGAAAAAUGUAAUGGCCUUAAACUAGUUUUGACAUUUGGACUGGGGUAAAAUUAAUCGAGUGAUAAUCAGAAAUAAAUCAUCAGAACUGAUAUCGACCACAUGCAGUGAUUCAUCCUACAUAUUCAUUUAGGCCUUGAUAACCUCAGUUCCUAUUUACAAUUUCAAAGAAACCGUCAAAAUGUAAUUCAGUCCCUGUCUGGGAAACCCAGCUGAAACCACGCUGAGCAGAGUGCAUUGUUCUCCACACCUCGACUCCAGAAUGUACGGGCUGUGUGUUAAAGGUAGCAGGUUAAAGUCCAAGAGGUUAAUGAAAGAGCCAACACUUCACAUUUUGUUCUUUUCCAAGUUUUAACAGAUUAUGCAGAAGUAUUGCAAAAAAUGUCUGACAAUCAUCAGGGUUUUUUGUAGGGAAUUGUGAGGCGAGUUCCCUGGCUGGUAAACAGUUUGAAAAUAUCACUGUUGGGUUUCUUUCCCCCGCUUUCUCUGGUUUUCAUAAUAAAAGAGGAUUUCCUAUUAUG